This is a messenger RNA of Capsella rubella, 731 nucleotides long. RefSeq names its product mini zinc finger protein 2. Gene Ontology annotation, molecular function: transcription cis-regulatory region binding; DNA-binding transcription factor activity. The coding region runs from base 196 to 498 and encodes 100 amino acids. The transcript has a single exon. Gene Ontology annotation, biological process: regulation of developmental process; regulation of DNA-templated transcription. NCBI's taxonomy places the organism in Eukaryota, Viridiplantae, Streptophyta, Magnoliopsida, Brassicales, Brassicaceae. Gene Ontology annotation, cellular component: nucleus. The record is from RefSeq and is a predicted model, not a curated record.
UCUAGGGUUAGGGUUAACAACUGAGGUCCUCUUGUAAUUGUCUCGAUCUUUCACUCCCUAACUAUUUCCAACCGUAGAAAUUAAAGUAAAAGAAACAAAAACUUAUUUAUAUAUUCUCCUCUUCUUCUUUAAUAUAUAUACAUUAUUACAACUUUGGAUUCCAUUAAAAAUUCAAGAAGAAGGAGCUGAGAAAGCAUGAGGAAGCGUCAAGUGGUACUAAGGAGAGCCUCACCGGAAGAACCAUCUAGAAGCUCGUCGACGGCUUCUUCUCUAACGGUGAGAACUGUGAGAUACGGUGAGUGUCAGAAGAACCAUGCUGCUGCCGUGGGAGGCUAUGCUGUUGAUGGCUGCCGAGAGUUUAUGGCAAGCCGGGGAGAGGAAGGUACCGUGGCAGCGCUAACUUGCGCGGCCUGUGGCUGCCACCGGAGUUUUCACCGAAGAGAAAUCGAAACCGAGGUUGUUUGUGACUGUAAUUCACCUCCUUCUACUGGAAAUUAGACAAGAAAAAAAAAAUCUAGAGUUAGCUAUGAGUUUGGUUGUGUCUUUUUGUGUGUUAUAUACAGAUGAAACUGAAAAUAUUAUAUUUGCUUUUUUCUUUUUCCUUCUUUAAUAUUAAAACUUGUGUUUUUAUUUUGUGAAUUUAAGAAGAAAAAUAUAAGAGACUUGUAGAUUGGAGGAGGUUGAAGCAAGAUUUAUAAAUAAAUUGGAUGCUUUUGGGGUUUGAGAAUGUU